Molecule: messenger RNA, 489 nt
Organism: Eruca vesicaria subsp. sativa (arugula)
Lineage: Eukaryota; Viridiplantae; Streptophyta; Magnoliopsida; Brassicales; Brassicaceae
Source: the annotation of a GenBank genome assembly
AUGGAGUCACCAGCGGAGUCUCAAUCCGCCGAGUUCUGGUUUCACUCUGCUCCCUCCUACGCUCCCUCUCCUUUCGUCACAAAAUUGUUACUUAGUGAGGAGGAGGAGGAGGUUUCUGAUGACAAAACCGAGGCAGUGUCCACGAAACUAGAAGCGAGAGAUAUUUUUGAAAAGGAUAGAGAGAUGUAUCAACCUCCAUAUCUGAAUAAGACAGGGCCAACGGUUAGUAUUCACAACCACAUUGAUAAACCAAUAUUCCGAGCUAAGUCUAGCAUCAGACCAACUCCAAGGAGCUCGACGUUAAUGAAACCUACUGCUAGUCAGCUGUACUGGUUAUCAGUUGGAGCUCAACCAACAGACUCAGUCGAGAACAUGCUCUUCAGGGCCGGUUUGAUUCCUCCAAAGCCUAUGGUUGUAGUAGGUUCCAAGAACGGACAGCAAUCCACCAACCACCAUGUUUCACCCAUUACAGGUGAGAUCUUGAACUAG